This is a messenger RNA of Elephantulus edwardii (Cape elephant shrew), 1776 nucleotides long. Its product is annotated as protein FAM65B-like. The record is from RefSeq and is a predicted model, not a curated record. Bases 46 to 1776 code for a protein of 576 amino acids. NCBI's taxonomy places the organism in Eukaryota, Metazoa, Chordata, Mammalia, Macroscelidea, Macroscelididae. The transcript has 2 exons.
AAGGGACCUUCGGCUUUAGGACUACCAACCAGACUCCCAGCAAUCAUGUUGGUAGGGUCUCUGUCUUUCUCACCUGGAGGACCCAAUGGGGUCAUUAGAAGCCAGUCUUUAGCAAGGUUCAGUGGCCUUCAGGAAAGACGAUCCAGGUGUAACUCCUUCAUUGAAAAUACCUCUGCUGUCAAGAAGCCUCAGGCCAAACUCAAGAAAAUGCACAAUUUAGGACACAAAAACAACAGCACUCCCAAAGAACCUCAACCUAAAAGGGUGGAAGAGGUCUAUAGGGCCUUGAAGCAUGGACUUGAUGAGUAUCUGGAGGUUCACCAGAAGGAGCUGGACAAGUUGACAGCUCAGUUAAAAGAUAUGAGAAGAAACUCUUGCCUGGGUGUGCAGUAUGACCUAGACAAGCAAAUUAAAACAAUCAAAAAGUACAUGCGACGCCUGGAGUUUCACAUUAGUAAGGUAGAUGAACUCUGUGAAGCUUAUUGUAUCCAAAGACGCCUCCAGGAUGGAGCCAGCAAAAUGAAGCAAGCCUUUGCCACGUCCCCUGCCAGCAAAGCUGCUCGUGAGAGCCUCUCUGAGAUCAACCGGAGCUACAAAGAGUACACAGAGAACAUGUGCACCAUUGAAGCAGAGCUGGAGAGUCUGCUGGGGGAGUUCUCUAUCAGGAUGAAAGGUUUGGCUGGCUUUGCUCGUCUCUGCCCUGGAGAUCAAUAUGAAAUUUUCAUGAAGUAUGGCCGACAAAGGUGGAAACUGAAAGGCAAAAUAGAAGUCAAUGGCAAACAGAGCUGGGAUGGAGAAGAAAUGGUCUUCCUGCCCCUGAUAGUCGGAUUGAUUUCCAUCAAGGUCACAGAGCUCAAGGGGUUGGCAACGCACCUCCUGGUGGGCAGUGUGACCUGUGAAACCAAAGAGCUGUUUGCAGCUCAUCCUCAGGUGGUAGCUGUUGACAUCAAUGACCUUGGCACCGUCAAACUGAACCUGAAAAUCACCUGGUAUCCCUUCGAUGUGGAGGACAUGACUCCUACUUCGGGCACUGGGAACAAGGCGGCUGCCCUUCUGCGGAGAAUGUCCAUGUUCAGCCAGGGCACCCCGGAAACGCCCACCUUCAAAGAUCAUUCUUUCUUUUCUAAUCUACCUGAUGACAUCUUUGAGAACGGAAAGGCAGCUAAGGAGAAAACGCCACUAUCCCUCAGCUUUAGCGACCUACCCAAUGGGGACUGCGCCCUACCCUCCAACUCUGUGGCCUCUCCCCCCAAGACUUGCCCAGCUCACCCAGAAAUUACUAUCACCCCUGCGGAGCUCAAUGACAGCAGCCUGUUCUCCCAGAAUGAAGGCGCAGAUGACAGCAGCUCAGCAUCUUCCAGAAGCUCCUCGGCAGAAGGCCAGGAGCCAAAGUCAAACGUGGAGGAACACAGAAAACGCGAGAAGGCUGCCUCGACCACUUCUGAGGGCCACCAGCCACCCGCAGGCGCUGAGCCUGACCACCUGUUCAUUGAGAAUGAUGUUGCAGAGGCUCUUCUGCAAGCAUCCGAUGAGGCCUCUGAACUCAAGCCUGUGGAACUGCACACCUUUGAAGGCAACAUCACGAAGCAGCUGGUCAAGAGGCUGACCUCCUCAGAGGUGCCCGUGGUCACGGAACGGCUGCUCUUUGAAGGCUCUGUCAGUGGGGAAUCCGAAGGCUGUAGAUCCUUUCUAGACGGGAGCUUAGAGGAUGACUUGCCGUGUUCAAUCCACCACAACCUCCUCUUGAAUAUUUGGAAGUACUUUUCCCUGUCGUGA